CUUUUGUCGAGUCGAGUCCGACCACGUGCCAUCAGCAGCUCAUCAGCCAUUUUCCAUCAGUGCCCCCACACAUACACUUUUCCUUUCACAUCAAUUUUGUGCUCAUCUCCGGAUUUCUAAUGACAUCACAGAAUUGAAAUUCAAUUCCAGUGUUUUGUGAGCAGACAGCAGCAGCAGUUUUCGUGUCUCUUUUGUAUUUUCACGACAAGCUGGAAGGUGCCCACGCUCUGCCAUUCGACUGGUCGUCGUUUUCUAUUGGCAGUUGGUGAAGGCCUACCCCUAAUCAGGAGCUGCUUUGAGUUAAUAAGGAGGUGGAUCGAGCGCCUUUGUUGUUACUGGCCGAUUGCUGACGUCUGGUCCCUGCAACAACACAACAACUAAUAACAGUGGCCUGGUGCUUUGAGUCAAUGUACGCAACACACUGUGCUGCUCCGCCGCCAGCACGUCGCUGGUCCCCCGAAUGUUGGCGUUGCUGCUGAUGCCAACUCAUCGAUCUGUCAGAAGGCCACUAACAUCACACCACACCCAAGUGGCACAGCAGAAGCCGCUGACACGAACCAAAGGCCUACUAGCACAGCACCUCGGCAAGUGCGUGCGUGCGUGACUGGAGAGACGUUUCGCCGCUGCCAGUCUCUCUCUCUCUCAUCCGGAUUUUUUUUUUCUCUUCUUCCUCCAACUGUGUGCCCCUAAUAAACUCCUACAUGUAGGAGUCGAGAGUGUCUGCUGGACUGGACUGGGCAACGCUCCAUUCGUUUUCCUCCUCAUUUUCUCCGCCCGAUUGAGACUGAGCGUUGGUCACUUUGGCAUCAACGCCAGCAGGAGCUCAGAGUGACAGUGACACGCACGUCGGCCUCCUACCCGUCAAGAAGAAUAACGUGAGACACAGUGGGUGGCCUAGAAAUUCUAAAAAACAAAAUAAAAAGGAUCCUGCAAAGUUUUUGUGACGGAAAUCCCCAUGACGACCGCUGGUAGGAGCUCAAAAGUCAAGAAGAUGCUGCAACUAACCCAGGACGGUGGUUCGUCACGGUCCGGAGACGUCGCCGGACAUCACUGGCACUCGACAUCCCGAGGGAUUGCUCGUAUCCCGUUCUCUUCUGGAGGAGCCCAAGAGGCAAAAGGUGAAAGAGGAUCGGAAAGUGUUGUCGGAAAGAGAAGAAGAAGAAGAAGUGAAACGGGAUCGAAGGAGCCACGGAGACUUGCGCUGCAGCUUCGACUUGCUCAUCCCGUCGCUCGGCUGCUGCUGGCCCUUUUGCUCUUGACGCUAAUGGCGUGUCGACCGUGUCACGGUCACGAUCCCGAGCUCUUCGACAUGGACGACGAAGAUGGAAACGGAGCCCUGGGCACCGACAUCGUUCAACUGACAGGACCGUUACAACAUGUCGUCAGCGUGGUGAAAGGCAAGACGAACCUGCCGUGUGACAUUACUCCUCCUGUUGAGGACGAUCAAGCCAGUUUGGUGCUCUUCUACAAGGACGACGCGAGUCCAUCAAUCUACACGUACGACGCACGAGACAAGUACGCCAACCGGCCUCGCCACUGGUCCGACGACAACGUCCUGGGCAAACGAGCUUUCUUCUCCACGGUCCUGAUGCAGAAUAAUUAUUCCUCUUCCGGAUGCCUCAUGAUUGACAAUGUACGCGAAUCGGAUGCUGGACUCUACCGGUGCCGCGUCGAUUUCAAACGAUCGCCCACGCGCAACAGCCGAGUCAAUCUCACCGUUGUUGUUCCGCCCAAACAGAUGAAGAUCACGACCGAAAAGGGCGUAGAUGUGGACGACAUUAUCGGUCCGUUCGACGAAGAUGCGACGCUGAUCCUCGUCUGCAUUGUCACUGGAGGUAACCCGACACCGGAAGUCACGUGGUGGCAAGAAGAGAGGAUGAUCGACCGUCACGCCGAAGUUCGACAUUCGGAGCAAGGAGUGGCCCGCAACGUCCUGCAGCUGGAGCGUCUGGGACGAGUCGACCUGCGCACCAAAUUGUCCUGCCACGCAUCCAACACUCAACUCUCGCAGCCGCUGACCAAAUCCGUCGAGAUCGAACUCAAUCUCAAGCCGCUGGACGUUCGCAUACUGAGCAGUCGCCAACCGCUAUCGUCGGGCAAAAAAUACGAUUUGACAUGCCAGACGGCCGGAUCGCGUCCGCCUCCGACGGUGACAUGGUGGAAAGACGGGCAACUCCUACGUCGCUCCCAGGAGACUCCUUACGAUGGCGGCAAUGUGACGCUGAGCCAAUUAACCGUCCAGCUCACUCCCGAAGAUGACGGCAAGAAACUCGUUUGCCGUGUGGAGAAUCCGGCCCUGGGCCCAGCCUCGGCCGUCGAAGAUUCUUGGCUACUCGACGUCUAUUAUGUUCCUCGCGUUCGGCUGGAGCUCGGCAGGAACUUGGAAAGCGAACACAUCCGAGAAGGGAUCGACGUCUACUUCGACUGUCACGUCACGGCCCGUCCAUCAGCCGUUCGCCUCGUUUGGCGCCAUCAGGGCAACGUUUUACAGCACAACGUGAGCGCCGGUGUGAUCAUCAGCGAAUCGAGUCUGGUUUUGCAGCGAGUGGCGCGCAGCUCGGCGGGACGCUACACAUGUCACGCUAGCAACGCCGAAGGCGAGGGAUCCAGCUCACCUUUCCACCUGCACGUUGCACACAAGCCCGUGUGUCGUCCGGAGCAGAAGAAUUCGUACGGAGGCGCCAAGGGAUUGACGAGCGAAGUGGAAUGUCACGUUGAAUCCAAGCCGGGCGCCACGAGUUUCCGUUGGACGUUCAACGGCACCGGCGAAUUGGUCGACUUGACUUCGGGAUACCGGACCACGGCCGACGGCUCCAUCUCGAUCCUGCGCUACACACCUCGCAGUGAAAUGGAUUUCGGGACUUUGCUCUGCUGGGCCGCCAAUCCCCUCGGUCUCCAAUCGCAGCCGUGCGUCUUCCACUUUUACGCCGCCGGUGUUCCCGAUCCGCCCAGGAACUGUUCCAUCUCCAACCAGACUUUGUCGUCAUUUGAAAUCGAUUGCGCAGAGGGUUACGACGGCGGCAUUCCCCAGCACUUCAAGAUGCACGUUUUCGACAUCAAAACCAGAGCGUUGCUGGCCAACUUGACUUCCUCGUCGCCGAGAUUCGCUCUCCACUUGGGAUCCUCUUCGGGACCGUCUGGCCUCUCGCCAGGAGGAUCCGACGAAAACCCCAAAACCCACAGCUGGAAAUCUGGCGGAGGGUCGUCCAACAACAACCUCAUCACAAUCGAUGAGGCGCCCAACAACAAGACGGCCAGACGGCACAGCAAUGGCGGCGCUGGCUCCGCUAACGGCGGCGGCGGCAACGUGUUUUUCGGGAGCAUCGCCGUCAUUCCGCCGGUGGGCACGUUACUCCAGGUGACGGCGGUCAACGCCCACGGCGUCAGCGAAUCGGUUUUCAUUGAAGCCACUCAGCAGGCCGUCGUCGGGUUGCUGCCGGCCGAGAUGCAGGCCGCCGGUGGUGCGGGUGGAGGCGGCGGCUUCUCCAAUUUCGAGAUGACUCCCACCUUGGGCAUCUUGAUUGGCAUCGUCGCCACCGGUGUCUUCAUGAUGGCAACUCUCAUUGCGGCUCUGCGCUUCCGCCAGCGAAAGAACAAGCCGGGCACCAGCGGUGGGGCCAAUCAUCUCAACCAUCAAUCAGCUUCGGUCAUUAGCAAAGAUAAAGAUCGAGACAUGGACAGUUACAACGGCAACGAAUACAUUGAGCUGGGCACCAAAGAUCCGGAUGUUAUUGGCAAAGAUAAAUCAGGAAUGGAGUCGAUGCCGCACAUCAUCAGCAACCCGCUCGAUCUGAUGGCCAACGGUCGGACCCCGUCCAGCGCGUCGACUCUUCCGUUGCGCGGCGACAGUCCAGCUGGCUCUUCUUCCGCUGUUCGAUCUAGUCAGGAGGAAGUGGUUUACGCCGAGCUGACGCUGUCUCGUCAUCGACCGACUCACCUGGCCGUGCCGAGCGGCAAAUUGCCCGUAGGUACGACGGACCCGGUUGCCACCACCGCCGGACCCACGGACGGAGUGGUCUACGCCCAAAUAGACCACACUUUGAAGCGGAAGCAGCAACAACAGCAGUCGCAUAAACGAAUAAGAAGCGAAGCUCCGCCGCCGCCUACUACCACAGCAGCUCAGCUAUCCACCUUCCAGCAGCCAUUACUACAACAACAACACCACCACCACCACCAGGUCGUUCUGCCGGAUGUCAGUCAAACGAUGACCGCCCAUGGCAACAACAUUCGUGAAACCAUUUUAAUGUAAGAGACACAUAAACCAGACGCGUCGUCAUCACCAACCGACACCGCAUUAUUUUACAGUUACACCUUUUUUUUUCUAAAAGAUUUUAACUGGUGGACAGGUGGAGUUUAAGGCAAAGAAAUCGUAAUCCAAGUUAAAUGGUUCGUGUCUAUCGCCAUCGUUCUCUGCUUGUCGUUGUUGUGUCUCUGUGCAUUCCCGUGCACACAAACGCAAAAGACACAGUGCUGUACCAAGUCUAUAUUUAAAACAAAAAAACAAAAAAAAAGUAAAUGUGUGUCAAAAUGAUGUAAAAAGAAGAACAAAGCCGGCCAUUGUUGAACUCCUCUUUUGGUCGAUUUAUAUAUUCGCUGUUUUGAUGUGUCUCAUACGUGGUUCAACGCUUCAAAAUGAUUCCGUUCACACAAUAUUUUAAUAAUAUAUUGUUCAGUAUAUUAUUACCUUUUCCCCCGUCCUUUCACAGAAAAGACAUCACACUCUCUCUGGUAUCGUCAAGAAAGAAACCAGUUUUAUUUCUCUUAUUCUUUUAUUUUUGGCGCAAUGGCCAUCAUUUGGGAUGGCCAAGCUAUUGUUUGUAUUUGGAAACCAUGAUUUGUUGACGUGCUAUGUCCUGUGUUGAACAAUCUAUACCGGUUUCGUCUCCUUCUUCCUGAUUUCUCAUUGACUCUGUUGUACUAUUACGUGUAAAAUGAAAACUACCGUCUUUUAUAUGUCAGGACGAUUGGAUUUCUCUCGGCCCAUCUGUGUGUCUGUCUAUCACCCGUAACAAUGUUGAUAUUAUGUUUCUCUCAUCCGUUUUUUAAUUGAAAUGGAAAAAAAAAUAUUUUACGAUGUCGAGGAGAGAUGGGUGAAAGCGAGUCACAGAGAGAGAACUCUGCGCCGAUGGUGAUGAUAUAAAUAUAUAUUAUGUUUUAUGUUUAACAAAAUUGGUCACUAUAUAGCUUCAAUUUAUUUUAAUACAAUGGUACGUGUCA
Daphnia pulicaria is the source of this 5217-nucleotide messenger RNA. RefSeq names its product neural cell adhesion molecule 2-like. The transcript is spliced from 16 exons. The record is from RefSeq and is a predicted model, not a curated record. NCBI's taxonomy places the organism in Eukaryota, Metazoa, Arthropoda, Branchiopoda, Diplostraca, Daphniidae. Bases 956 to 4249 code for a protein of 1097 amino acids.